This is a messenger RNA of Varroa destructor (honeybee mite), 3552 nucleotides long. RefSeq names its product Brf RNA polymerase III subunit (gene Brf). Gene Ontology annotation, biological process: transcription by RNA polymerase III; transcription preinitiation complex assembly; DNA-templated transcription initiation. NCBI's taxonomy places the organism in Eukaryota, Metazoa, Arthropoda, Arachnida, Mesostigmata, Varroidae. Gene Ontology annotation, cellular component: nucleus; transcription preinitiation complex; transcription factor TFIIIB complex. The record is from RefSeq and is a predicted model, not a curated record. Gene Ontology annotation, molecular function: RNA polymerase III type 3 promoter sequence-specific DNA binding; RNA polymerase III general transcription initiation factor activity; TBP-class protein binding.
GCUAAUGUUUAGGUUUACUAAUAUUCAUUCGUUUUUCGAGAGUGACAACAUGAACAUGCCAUCAGCUUACAUGUGCUUGGAAAAUAAUUAACGGAAGUUGAGCUUGGGAGAGGGCCGGUGGAGUAAUCGUUGCUUAAUGAAGUCGCCAUUUCGUAGAUGGCAGAGCCCGACCUCACGUGCGAAUUCGAGAGUUUUGCUAAAUUGAUGGCGCUAUGAUUUUUCCGGCGGGUCGAUUACGUGGCUGAUCAUCACACCUGACGAUUUGUGAAGACAUACGUGAGGUCAGAUCAGUUCAUCCACCCGAAGUCGCUGUGCGUCUCCAAAUAUUUGGGGCAAUUUUUAAGAAGUAAUUUAUUUCAGCAUCGAGAUGUCUGCCCAAAGCAGCUGUAAAUACUGCGGCGCAACAGAGAUCGAUGUAGAUCGAGCUCGAGGCGAUGCCGUUUGCACGAAUUGUGGUGCCGUCCUAGAGGACACGCUCAUCGUCUCGGAGGUCCAGUUUGAGGAGACUGCUGGUGGCGGAUCCAGGGCUGUUGGACAAAUGGUAACCGGUUCUGGCGGAGCUCGCAUACAAGGUUUUCGCUAUGGGGGAUCGAAGGCAGCACGCGAGCUGACGAUCGCAAGAGUCCGAACGACGAUGAAGUUAAUUGCAGACCAAUUACAACUCAACGACGACAUCGUAGAAAGCGCUAUGCGCCUCUACGAGACGGCUCUUAUCAGAAAUUUUACAGUUGGCCGAAGACGGUCGCACGUUCUUGCGGCUUGUAUCUACAUUACUUGUAGGGUAAAAGAGUCGUCACUAAUGCUACUUGACAUAUCUGAUGUUGUACAGGUAAAUGUGUAUGAACUGGGGAGGACUUACACAAAAUUAGCCCACGAACUGUUUAUUAACAUACCAGUGCUCGACCCCUGCAUUUAUGUAACACGUUAUGCCCAAAAGCUUGAGUUGGACGGAGAUACCCACAAAGUAUCUUUAACUGCACUCCGAUUACUGCAACGAAUGAAGAGAGACUGGAUGGCGAUAGGUCGAAGGCCUUCUGGGCUAUGCGGGGCCGCGCUUUUGGUUGCUGCCCGAAUGCAUGGUUACAAUCGAAGUGUACAAGAUCUCGUUGGAAUAGUGAACAUGAGUACUAGUACUAUUCGUAAACGGUUAACGGAGUUUGCCGAAACACCGUCCGGUAAGCUGAACUUAGACGAGUUCGAGGCAGUGGAUCUAGAAGAGGAACAAGAUCCACCCAUUUUCAAGGUAAACAAGAUGAAAGCUAAGGAAAAGGAAGAUGAGGUCGACCCGGAUGUCGUCGUCCAGUUGCGAGAAUAUCAGGAGGCUAUCGAAAGUCAACUGGAAGAUCGGCAGGCUCAAGUUCACAAGCGCUUUGCCAAGUACCUAGAAACCCCCGCAGAGUUUCACAAAGGGGUUGCCCUCUCGAAAGAAGAGGAAGAUCUUUUAUCAGGAAACUUCAUUAUGGAGGAUACGAUGAAUACUAUUCGUGAAAUCGCUGAUGUCGAGGUUGACGACGACCUUGUCGUAGCUAAAGGACUUCUAGAGAAUAAAGAGGAAUGUACAGAUGUUAACAAUUCUACAACAAUCAAAGAAGUCAAAUCACAAUUUUCCGCUUUGACUGAAGCGGACGAAGGCCUACCAAGGGUGUUACCUUUAGAAGAGCGUGAACCUGACUACGUCGUGCAAGAGAAUGACAACGGAGCUUUGGACCUCGAUGGUAUUGAUGACACUGAGAUAGACAAUUAUAUUUUGACGAGAGAGGAAUCUGCUCUAAAAGCUAAAAUGUGGGUCGCAGAAAAUAUGGGUUUUCUAAAAACCGAACGCGAGAAGCAAAUACAGAAAGCUAAGGAGGCUGCUUCUGGCAAAGAUAAAAAAAGGAAAAUUAAAAGGAGCAAAAAGCAGCUCAUAAAACAGGGCACACCAGGCGAAAAUUUUCAGAAGAUUUUGCAAGAGAAGAAGAUAUCUAAGAAGAUCAACUACGAUGUGCUGAAAAAUAUUGACGCUCUACUUGGCGGUAGCGGUUUAGGGGAGCAGUUUGGUUCAGGCGACCAGAAAAUUGUCAAGGGAAAAAUAGAGAAAAUCGAUAUCGAUGACUUUGAAUGUGAUGCUUCGACAAGUAGCUUUCGAACGACGUUAUCUCGACGAAAACGAAAGCCAGCACCCAGUCCGGAAGAUCUCAAACAGGUUUCGAAUAUUGCGCAGUCGCUCAAGAGUCAGCUGCUGCAAAAGCGAGAGCUCGAGGACGACGAAGACGACUUAGAGCUUCUAAAACAGGCACGAUUGAGCAACGCGGAACGACGCAAAUCGAAACGCGAAGUUGAGCCAACCGAUCGGGUUGAAGAACAUGAAGAGGAAGAUGCUGACAUGGAGGAAGUAGACGACGAUAACAUACAAUCGGCUUCAAAACUUCUAGGACUUCAUCGCGGCGAGGAUGAGUACGGGUCAGCGUAUGUUGAAGAAGACUAUUACUAGAGAUGACAAUGACAGAGAUAUACUACGGGCGAGUUCGUUAGCGGUUCCAGUGAUUUUCAGUCUCAUGUUCUAAGCCUCUAAACUGUGGCAUGUGUACAUAUUUAGUGAGGCAAAGGGAGAGAGUAGGUGAAUAAUAAGAACUUUCAUUCAUUACAAUUAGUUGACAUAUACGUUCUUGAAGUAGUUUCACACACAAAUAGGCACACAUAGCAUUGUAUUUGAUUUCUGGCCGAGCUAAACUGCAGUUUAUCUUAACAUAAUAUCAUGUCGUUCUGUAGAACGUUUUUACUGUUCUUAGAUUUGCACAUUCAUAAUUAACUAAGCACAAUUCGCUUCCAUUCUCCAUGAGGUGUGCUAAGCUAUUUUUAAUAUGCUUUCGAGUGGAUUUAGAAUACAUUUUAUAGAAUAAUAUUGUGGUGUUUAUGCACUAUACGAUCAUGGUUCAAUUUCGUUUAUGGAUGUUUUUCUACCUUGCUACAGUGCUCUCUAGCAGACCUUCAACAUGCUGUAACAUAAAGCUGGUUGAAGUCUGUGACCCGUGUCUUGCUCAUGGUUUAUUUACUUGUUUGCUUAAUUAUAUGCUUGCGUUGCUUUGAAACACACAGAAUAGUCUUAAAAAUUCCAGGAUAGGUUUCUCAAAACAAGUCUCACCUAUACAACACGAGGAAAAGUAAAUAACAAGCUUGUUAACUUAACUAAUUACACAUGUAAGUGCAUAAUGGAAAUUACAUCAAUCACACAUUAGACAUUGCCGUAUCAUAAUAUCUACUGUAUAUGAAUAUAAUGGUGUAUGUAUAAUUGUACAUAGUAGAUAAAUAUAAAAACAUUAUGUAUAACGAAGGCUAUACACUAUCUACAAAAUAUAAUAUUUAAACAAUGACUAAAGGUACAUUAUAAUUAGACAUGUUUAUUAAUAUCUACAGUUAGCUUUUUAAGCAAUAACAUGAAAAGUGUAUUCACUUCUGAUUAUCAUCGCCGUACUCAACUAGCCCGAAAUAUUCAAACUUUUUGCUUUAUAUAGUACGUAACCGAUUUACACAUGGAUAAUCUGCUAGUGGAAAACGCUAAACGUAAAAGUUAAC